AUGCACACCCCCACUGCUCAGGAGAGCACAGGCUUGCAGCUGCCCCCCGAGGAGCUGAGCUAUGGAGCUACUGUCACCCACGUCAGGCAAGGAGCAUCUGUGUCUGCAGCAAGGAAGGGGCCAGCAAAGAGAGAUUACCUGGUAGCUGCUGUGCUGUGCUAUGGCAAUUUAAUCAACUUCAUGGACUGGUUCAUUGUACCAGGGAUCCUGUUAGAUGUACAGAAGUACUUUGAGCUCCACGAUGGGGAUGCAGGCCUGCUGCAAACAGUCUUUGUGCUGUGUUACAUGCUGGCUGCCCCCAUCUUUGGGUACCUGGGAGACCGCUACAACAGGAAAAUCAUCCUUGGAGCUGGGAUUUUCUUCUGGUCUGCUGUCACUUUGGGCAGCUCCUUCCUCACUGAACUGUACUGCUGGAUAUUCUUUCUCUCCCGAGGACUGGUUGGCAUUGGCAGUGCCAGUUACUCCACAGUGGCACCCACCAUGAUUGCUGACCUGUUUGAGGAAGGAAAAAGGACCACCAUGUUAUCCAUCUUCUACAUCUUCAUUCCAGUGGGAAGUGGUCUUGGUUAUGUCCUAGCAGCUGGCAUGGCAGAGCUCACAGGUGACUGGCACUGGGCUUUCAGGAUAACUCCUUGCAUGGGAGGUCUAGCACUGGUUCUUCUGCUUCUCCUGGUGCCUCACAGGACCCAGAGAAGGACAGCAUUCCACAGAGCCCUCAGCAUCUCUGGCACCAUACGAGUGAAAGCUGAGAAACCAGGAGUGCAGAGAGCUGCCAAGACCACUUGGUGUCAAGAUGUCCUGUCCCUGGCUAAGAACUGGAGCUUUGUCUGGUCCUCCCUGGGUCUGACUGCCAUGGCCUUCGUCACUGGAGCCCUGGGCAUGUGGGUACCACUGUUCCUUCACAGGGCUGAGGUUGUCCAGGGCCUUGCAUCACCAUGUCUGCAAGAAACCUGCAGUUCAUCAAACAGCCUAAUAUUUGGAGGCAUCACCAUUGGGACAGGAAUCUUGGGUGUGAUUACUGGGGCAGAGGCUGCCAGGAGGUUAAGAAAGAUAAACAACAAAGCUGACCCUCUGAUCUGUGCCACAAGCAUGUUUGUGUCUGCUCUGUGCCUCUACGUAGCUCUGAUGGUGGCCCAGACAAACAUCACUGCCACUUUUCUCUUUAUUGCACUUGGAGAACUGUUUCUCUCUGUGAACUGGGCCGUGGUGACAGACAUCCUGCUGUACGUUGUGACCCCAAGGCGGCAGUCCACAGCUAUCGCCCUGCAGAUCCUGGUGAGCCACUUGCUGGGGGAUGCAGGCAGCCCAUACCUCAUUGGCACUAUCUCCAGUGCUAUCCAGGCCAAGCACCCUGAGUCGGUCCAGUGGAGCUUCUGGAGCAUGCAGUACAGCUUCAUCCUCUGUGCUUUCCUGGGGGUCUGCGGAGGAGGUUUUUUCUUCCUGACUUCUUUCUACAUCGAGGAAGAUCGGAAAGAAGCAGAGAGGCUUUGAGGUUCCUCUGUACUCCCUAAGAGCUUUGAAACCUGUUUCUGAUUGCCCUCCUGUUUGUACACCAGCCCUGCUCUCAGCUCUGUGGUGUUAAAGCACAAAGGGUUGCCCCUCCCUGACACCUCCCUAGUGUCUGUGGAUGCAUAAAGGCAAAGCCUCAGCUUAAGCAAACCUCCCACACUGAGAGGAAGGAGACUGCAGAAGACACAAGGAUCAGGGCACUGCUGUUAGUGACACCUUCAAAUGCAGGCAGCACUGGGGCAAGAGGCAGUGCUUUCAAACUAGGGCAGGGGAGAUUCAGGUUGGCCAUGAGGGAGAAAUUCUUUACCCUGAGGGUGGUGAGACACUGGAAUAGGCUGGCCAGAGAAGUUGUGGAUGCCUCAUAGAAUCAAGCAGGUUGGAAGAGACCCCUGGGAGUAUUUAAGACCAGGUUGAAUGAGGCUUUGAGCAGCCAGGGCUAGUGGGAGGUGUCCCUGCCCAUGGCAGGGGGGUUGGAACUGGGUGAUCUUUAAGGGCUCUUCCAACUCAAGCCAUCCUGUGAGUUCAUGACUGGGAUCAAGAAGGUCUCAGCUUGAGAUAGACUCAGCAGUGGAGCCUGAGGGGGGAGCAGGUGCCUCUGCUGAGGACUAAUAAAGG
This is a messenger RNA of Pogoniulus pusillus (Red-fronted tinkerbird), 2124 nucleotides long. RefSeq names its product protein spinster homolog 3-like. Gene Ontology annotation, biological process: transmembrane transport. NCBI's taxonomy places the organism in Eukaryota, Metazoa, Chordata, Aves, Piciformes, Lybiidae. Gene Ontology annotation, cellular component: membrane. Bases 1 to 1491 code for a protein of 496 amino acids. Gene Ontology annotation, molecular function: transmembrane transporter activity. The transcript has 11 exons. The record is from RefSeq and is a predicted model, not a curated record.